GAUUCCUUGAUCUAUUAACAAAUAUAGGAUUUGUGGUCCACAUCUAACUUUAUAUUCAAAAUAAUUGAACAAUGAGCCGUCUGUAGACUCUGUAAACCCACUUCGAGAUAGACAGAAGCAAACAAGUGAGUCAGUUACUCCUGUCCUUGAGUUGCGGAGUCCACAAGAAGUACGAACAUAAUUGUAAAAGGGCGUGUGAAUGAAAACGAUAUAUGCCGGCACUGUUCUUAUCAAUUAUCAUAUUUUAGCUGGCCUCCACCCAUCAAGACUCUAUCAAAACACACUAGUUGUGGACUCGGUUCUUUGCUUCUAGACAACCCUUUCUCUCUCUCCAAUCUUAUUUUCAAGCCAGGAGUAAACUACGGCUUAAACCAUUAGAAUAUAAAACAACGGGUUGUUGACAAUUACAUUCUCGUAGAUAGCCAUGCACAUAUGAUAUAUAUGUAUAGCACUGUAAAAAAUCCUAAGCUUUUCUAUCAAAUUUUCUCUCCAACUUCCAUUUCCACCACUGGUUUUUUCAUCUUCUUUCUCUCUUCUAUGUUGGUCUUCUUUGUAGCUCUCCAAAAGAGGGCAAAAACCCUUUUUCAGCAGCUCAGAGCAGUGGGGUUGAUUCGUGGACGCAAGAAAACGAAGCCGGCAAGGAAACUUUGGUCUAGUCUUGAUGCAUCACCCACAGCUUUUGCAGCCAUGGAAGUGUCCAGCCAAUUUAAGCAAGUUUUCGAGGUCAUAGACGAAAACGGUGACGGGAAGAUAUCGCCAUCAGAGCUCAGUGAAGUGCUGUUGUGUCUCGGCUACAAUAAAUCUAUUGCCACCAAGGAGGCCGAUGGAAUGGUGAAAGAAAUGGACUGUGACGGAGAUGGGUUUGUAGACUUGGAUGAGUUCUUGGAUGUUAUGAUCAAUUAUAAUAACAAUACCACUGGUAAUACUGAUGGAAAGGAGGAUAAUGAUGAUGACCAUGAUCACCUCUUGGAUGCUUUUCUUGUUUUUGAUACAGACAAGAACGGUAAGAUUUCAGCCAAGGAGUUAAGACGGGUUCUGGUCAGGCUUGGAUGUGACAAGUGCAGUCUUGGAGAGUGUAGAAGAAUGAUCCAAGGUGUGGAUAAGGACGGUGAUGGCUUCGUGGAUUUUGAAGAAUUUAGGUUGAUGAUGACCAGGGCUACAGAUUAAACCCUCCCACUCAAUUGUUUUUGUUAUGGUUGUGUUGUGUAGCGUUGUUCCUUGUAAAUUUUACAGAGCCAUCUGAUUUAGGAAUUAAUUUGGUUUAUGAGAUGAUUUGAGGUUCGGGAUAUUAGUCCUAAUCAAAUUUAGGAGGUAACAAAUGCAGUAUAUAUCACAAUAUUUUUGUACCAUAUAUCUAAGUAAUGUCUUUUUAAUUCCUUCAAGAGAUGAGUUCAUCUAUAGUAUGUGAAACAAUGGCAGACAUAAAAAAAGUCACUUUUCUACCACUUUA
Messenger RNA from Humulus lupulus (European hop), 1450 nucleotides. RefSeq names its product probable calcium-binding protein CML18. Lineage: Eukaryota; Viridiplantae; Streptophyta; Magnoliopsida; Rosales; Cannabaceae. The record is from RefSeq and is a predicted model, not a curated record. The transcript has a single exon. Gene Ontology annotation, molecular function: calcium ion binding. Bases 433 to 1167 code for a protein of 244 amino acids.